AUGGUGACAAUUUGGCUUCUAUAUCUGAGUCAAUCUCUAAAUAAGAUCUUAUUCUUUAUAUUAUAUAUCUUUGGACUAGGACCUGAAUAUGAAUCCAUCAUUACUGUUAUUACUAACAGACCUAAUUUUGAAACUUUAACUAUCAAUGAUAUACUUGGAUUAUUGUUGAAUCAUGAGGCAUGGUUGGAGCAGCACAAGCAACCCAUUUAUGAAAAUAGUCCAUUAGCAAAUCUUGUAGAAAAUUUCAAUAAUAACAGGUCAAAGAACUCGUGGAAUCAAAAACCAUUUAAUGGCCAUGGUGGUUUUCCUCAAACACAUGGUUGUGGUCAUGGUGGCAGAGGUCGUAAUGGUAAUCCAAAUCCUUCCAAUACAUCUAGUGGCAGAGGCAAUGGAGGCGAUCGAGGCAAAGGUGGUACGCCCUCCAUUGUUUGUCAGGUUUGCAGCAAGCCGGGUCAUGGCAUAUUAACCUGUAGAAGUCAUUAUGACCUUUCAUAUCGAGAGGAACAACAAUUGAAUUCUACUGAGCCUGCAGCAUAUCACACUGGAAUGAGUUCUGAAUUCAAUCCCACUUGGUACCCAAAUUCAGGUGCCACGCAUCACCUCACUCAAGACUUAGAAAAUUUGCAGAACAAGUCUGAGUAUUCUGGUCCUAAUCAAGUAACCAUUGGUAACGAAACAAGUUUGAGAUUUCUGAGUAUUGGAUCAUCUUCUCUUCAGUAUACUCAUCAUAGUUUUGCACUGCAUAAUAUAUAUCAUGUGCCACAUAUUACAAAGAACUUGCUAUCAGUGAGUCAGUUCACAAAGGAUAAUGAACACUUCUUUGAGUUUCAUCGUGACUGUUUUCUUUUGAAGGAUUAUACAAGGAGAGUUCUAUUCGAGGAACUAGUAGAGAUGGGUUAUAUCAAUUUCCUAGUACUGCUCAAGUCAAGAAUAAAGUUGCAGUGUUUGUUGGAGAAUGUACAACCUUUUUGGGAUGGCACCAAUGAUUGGGACAUGCAACCUUCAAAGUUGUGA
This is a messenger RNA of Nelumbo nucifera (sacred lotus), 1014 nucleotides long. The record is from RefSeq and is a predicted model, not a curated record. NCBI's taxonomy places the organism in Eukaryota, Viridiplantae, Streptophyta, Magnoliopsida, Proteales, Nelumbonaceae.